GGCACGCGCGUAAAGCACGUAAAGCGCCGCCGCGUCUGUGGCCCCUCCGGAGGUGGGAGGAACCCACGGAGAAGGCGGGGACCCGGCGGAAGCCAUGUUUGUGGCGCGCAGCAUCGCGGCGGACCAUAAGGAUCUCAUCCAUGAUGUCUCUUUCGACUUCCACGGGCGGCGCAUGGCGACCUGUUCCAGCGACCAGAGCGUCAAGGUCUGGGAUAAAAGUGAAAGUGGGGAGUGGCAUUGUACUGCUAGUUGGAAGACACAUAGUGGAUCUGUGUGGCGUGUGACAUGGGCUCAUCCUGAGUUUGGACAGGUUUUGGCUUCCUGUUCAUUUGACAGAACAGCUGCUGUAUGGGAAGAAAUAGUAGGAGAAUCAAAUGAUAAACUUCGAGGACAAAGUCAUUGGGUUAAGAGGACAACUCUAGUGGAUAGCAGAACAUCAGUUACUGAUGUGAAAUUUGCUCCCAAGCAUAUGGGUCUGAUGUUAGCCACCUGUUCAGCAGAUGGAAUAGUACGAAUCUAUGAGGCACCAGAUGUCAUGAAUCUCAGCCAGUGGUCUCUGCAGCAUGAGAUCUCAUGUAAGCUAAGCUGUAGUUGUAUUUCUUGGAACCCUUCAAGCUCUCGUGCUCAUUCCCCUAUGAUAGCUGUAGGAAGUGAUGAUAAUAGUCCAAAUGCAUUGCCCAAGGUUCAGAUCUUUGAAUAUAACGAAAACACCAGGAAAUAUGCAAAAGCUGAGACCCUCAUGACAGUCACUGACCCUGUUCAUGAUAUUGCGUUUGCUCCAAACUUGGGCAGAUCUUUCCAUAUUCUAGCCAUAGCAACCAAAGAUGUGAGGAUUUUCACACUGAAGCCUGUGAGGAAAGAACUUACUUCCUCUGGUGGGCCGACAAAAUUUGAAAUCCAUAUAGUGGCACAGUUUGAUAAUCAUAAUUCUCAGGUGUGGCGCGUCAGUUGGAAUAUAACAGGAACAGUGCUAGCAUCUUCAGGAGAUGAUGGCUGUGUGAGAUUGUGGAAAGCUAAUUAUAUGGACAAUUGGAAAUGUACUGGUGUUUUGAAAGGUAAUGGGAGCCCUGUCAAUGGGAGUUCUCAGCAGGGAAACUCAAAUCCUUCUCUAGGUUCAAAUACCCCAAAUCUUCAAAAUUCACUAAAUGGAUCUUCUGCUGGCAGGUAUUUCUUUCCCCCUCUGGAUUCCCCACGGGCUGGAUCUAGAUGGUCCAGUUAUGCCCAGGUCCUUCCUCCUCCUCCGCCUCUUCCUCCUCCUCUGGUCCGCCUUUGUCUGGCGCGGUCGGAGCGCGCUUCCCGCCCUCCGCCGCGGUCUGGGUCGCGGGGUGCUGGGCUCGCCGGCGCCCUUGGUGCCUCUGUGUUUGGGCGAAUGUCCCCUCCUCAGCACACCAUUUGGGGUUGGGGGCGUCUGACGCCACACCUCUCCUCUUUCGGGGGUCUGCCUGAGCAGGCGGUGCAAGAGUGGGACCCAAAUGGCCUUCCCUGCGCCCCACCCCCUCCUGAAGGUCGGGCAGCUGGCGCCGAGGGCUGGGGAGUGGGAGGUGGCGGCGGGAGUGGGGUGGAGGGGUCCCAGCAGAGCCAGAUGGGCUGUGGCUUGGGCGGGCAAGUUGAAGGAGACUCCUUCCGCCAGGGGUGCGCAGAGCUCUGGGUGCGGAGGCCGGGUGGCCGCUUCCUGGCUUCAAAUCCCGGCCGCGCGCUGCUCGGCCAAUCGCCGGGGUCCGACCCGCCUCUUCCUUCGCGCUGCCCAAUCCGAGGCGAGUCUGGGUCCCGCCCCUCGGGACGGGCACCAACCUGGUGGCGCGCGGGCCUGGGCGGGUGGCCGCCGGCGGGGAGGCUCCGCGCACGCGCCGUGGCCAGUGCGCGCGGGACCCUCCAUCCCGACCCGCCUCCUGCAGACGUUUCCACCCGCCGAGGGUCCCUGCGGCCGCUCCCCGGCGGGGUGAGCUGGGGGUCCUUCGCCACUUCCACGCGUGGCUCCGCCUGGGGAGGCGAGCGAGUGGGCGCUUGGCCGGCGUCAGAGCUCUCUUGGGGCCGUGGCGGUUGGGUCGGGGUCGGGGUCGGGGAGCGCAGCCUCCCGGCCUGGUCCCUGCGCGCGCCACCGGCCAGCCAGGGUCGGGGAGUUGCGAGGUGUCGCCCCCGGGGCGCCCGCCAAGAACCAGAGAACCUCUCUGAGAGAUGCGGGUCUUUUAGACAUGGGAACCCUUUCGACGCAGUCAUUCGGAAUGGGGUUGUUUUUAUGACAAUCUUUGCCUUCGCGGUGACCGUUUGGAAGUUACUGACAACAGCCUUCUCCGAACAUCAGUUAUGUGGCAAGGUUUACGGUUGUACCCCACCUGCUGCACUAGACGCACCAGCCCCUAGCAUCUACUUUCAAGUGUAUUUUAUUCUACAUGUAGCCUGUUGGUCAACGACCUGUCACCAAUAUUGUGAUGAGAGCUACUGUACACAUUUGGUGCGGGAAUUAGAGAAACACAGUGAGAUGGAAGAUUUUCAAGGUAUAAUUGAAGAGUCCUUUCCAAGUUUUUUAACCAAUUCAUUUCUUGGCAACAGUGGGACUUUGGGAAAUGUCACUCUUACUUCAAAUCUUGGCUUACCAGUUGCAGUUUCAACUCUUGCUAAAGAUAAGUCCAGCACUGAGAAAAGAUAUGCUGAUGUCCAGGCAUCUUUUUUAGCAGAAGAGAGAUUUUCACUUCCAUCUGCAUCUUCUCCCAGUAGCCAGAGUGAAACUGAACCAAAGGAGAGGCUACAGCUCAACUUCCAAGAUGAUGAAAAGAAGAGCCCUCCAGAGGGUCAACAUCUGUCGGAUUCUCUUCUUACUGAGUCAGUGUUUCAAAGGGAUGGAGCUAGAAAAGAAAAGAAGGAAGCCAAAACUGAAAAUCUCUCUCAGAACCAAGAUGAUAGAAUUUCACCACGGGAACAAGAGCAAGACUCACCAAUUAUUUUUUGUUUACCUUCUUGCAUGAAUAAUACAGAAAACAAGAUUACUGUUGCUGAUACUGGAAAACAUCUUGAAGAUAAGAUUCUAAACAGUGACUUUUGCCAUGCUAGUUUAUUAGAAAAUGAGAAACUUGUAUCACUGGCCAGUAUGGAAGAUUCUUCUGAUGACGAUAUUGAUGAUGAAGAGUUUUAUGAUGAUCAUUUGCAGGCUUAUUUUGAACAACUAGCAAUUCCAGGAAUGAUUUAUGAAGACCUAGAAGGACAGGGAUCUUCAGAAAAAGAUUUUAAGUUACCUACCAGUGGUUCCAGUCAUGUAAAUGAAGAUGUUAACUUAAGCACUAAAUCUUUAUCAGAAAAUAGCAACUCUCUGCCUUCCCAUGGUUCACACUCUUCAGGAAGUUCUAAAAUACCCCAUAAAACAUUUGAGAAACGUCAAGUAGUUUGUGUACCUGGAACUGAUAUGUUGCCAUUGUCCUCUGAUUCUUGGAGAACUAAAGAGAAAAACAGUGUAGAAAAUUUGAAGGAUUCAGUUUCAGAUCAUUGCAGUGAGGCAGGACUUCCUCAUGAAAAGAGUUUGGCAUCAAAUUCAGAAAUGACUUUGCCAGUGGGUAGUUGUUUAGACAUCGAGACAUCUACAGCAUCCAUUCAAAAAACUGUGGACUUGAAACCCGUUAGUGAUAAUGGAAUGAAUUUCCCCAAUACCCUGUGGCCACCAACUAGUGAAAGGCGAAUAUUUGAUUCUUAUGAGUCCAUUGAGAAGAGUAAAGACCAAAUGGAUCUAAAAGACCAGAGCGUGGUCUAUCAAAACGAAGAGGGUAGAUGGGUCACUGAUCUUGCCUAUUUCACAUCUUUUAAUAAUGAACAAGAUUUAAGUACUCUGACUAAUGAGAGGAAUGAAGAUUUUCGAUCUGGUGCUGAAGCUUUGGAUUUGAUUGCUCAAGAUGAGGAGGAAUUCAACAAAGAGCGGCAAUUUAUGCAGGAAGAAAAUAUAGAUACCCAGAACUCAUCAGCUGUACUAGGAGAUAUGUCCUGGGAAACUCCAGUCAAUUACAAUCUGUUGAAGAAAUCACUUAGCACAUCAGAUAUGGACAAUCAGGAUGCCAGUUAUUUACGUCUAUCUUUAGGAGAGUUCUUUGCUCAAAGAUCUGAAGCUCUUGGUUGUCUUGGUGGUGGAUACAAUGUGAAGAGACCAUCAUUUGGUUAUUUCAUUACAUCACCAGAAAAGACAGAACCUGUGGCUUUAAUUAGAAAAUCAAAUCUAUAUCAAAGUGAUUUGGAACAAGAAAUGAGUCAACUUUGCCAGGAGCAAUUUUCAGGAGAUGCAGGUGGACAAUCCAGGUCACAGCUAAGUGAAGGAUCAGUUACACUGAAGGCUGAAGAAUUGGAGGCUGUUUCUCAAGUGGAUGAAAAGAAUGUGACAAUAACUAUUCAGAAAGGCAGAACAGAGGAAACUUUCUUCACAAAUAACAAACCCCAAACACAUAAAGGCAGGCUGGAUGACUCUGUAGAUGAUUCUGUACUUAGGCUAAGUACCAUUGCCUCGGCCAUUGCAAAUGCAUCAGUGAGUACUGAGCCUUUCCAGUUUGCUGCUAUGAUUAAGGCACUUUCAAAUAAGCCCAGAGAGAAAUUUCAAGACGAUAAACAAAAGGAUUGUUCCACCAUAUCUUCUUUUUUACCUAAUGAUUUAGAAAAAAGCAAUGGAUCCAAUGUAUUUGAUAUGGAGAAAUAUCUUAAAAAAACAGAAGUGAGUGGACAUGAAGGUGGACUGGAAAACUUUUCAAAAGCUGGUGUUUCCAGAAUUUGGGACUUAUCUUUGCCUAAAGAGGAGACAAUACAGGAGAUCUCUACAGUGCACCUAGGUGCUGCUGAUGUAAGUGCAAGGCAGCCAGAAGAUGCUGUAGCGACUUUACUUGAUGCAAGUGAACAAAGGGAGAACCAGGAGUCUCUAAAAACAAUAGAUCCUUUCAGUCAGGUAAAUACAAGGGAGAAUGAGAGCACAAAAGUGGAUGGGAAGAGGUAUUCCAUGGACAACAGAUCACCAUCUACUGGCACUGGUGAAAAAGCUAAUGCCUCACUGUCUGCCCCAACAUCUAAUAGUCAUUCACUAGAAAGAAGCACCAGAAUAGCUACCCUUUGGCUAUGUGAAGAAUUACAGAAUGAUAAUGGAGAAAAGCAGCAGCAAAAUGAGUAUGUUAAUGAAAUAAGCAGCAGUGAGAAGCAUGUGGCUUCUGAAAAACAGUCCAUACUCUCACAUGAAAUUGUUGAUUUGAAGAAAGCCUCUCCUGAGCAAGGUGCUCAUGUCACAGAGGAUGGACCAGGCAGCUUCAGACCUUCCACUUUACCACUGAGUCAUUCUUCUCCAAGUGAAGUUUCUGGAACAGGUUUACCGGGGGCACAGCAGGACUCAGAGCCCUUCAAUCCUGUGGCGGGGCAGUGCAGUGCUGGGGGCCAAACUCGGGGCCUUGUGUAUAACAGAUGUGCCUUAGAGUCUUCCAAUCCAGCUGCUUCUGCCUGUGAGAGUGAAGUGUGUUCCUCAGUAUGCUUGACUUACGUGUCCGAGCGGGAGAGUUCGUGUUCUGCUAUGGCCUCGUACCUGGGCUUUGAGGACCAGAAGGUGGACAAUGCUUUGACUCAGAAUAAUGCUACCAGUGAGUUGAGCACCACAAUUAUUGAAGCCAGUUCAAUUCCAUUAGAGGAACGGGUUGUAGAAAAGUUCAGAGAUGAAGUCUCAUGUCAAAGUGGAGGAAAAGGAGCCUCGGCACUCCCUCUCCAGAACAACUCAGAUUUGGACAAAGUGGCUGCAACUUCUCUGAGGAGCAGACCUGAGGCUCGAACCUCUGCCUUGCGAUUGAGGGAAGGUCACGCCUUAAAAAGUGGAACACUCUCAGAGAUGGUUGCAGUGGGUGUGAUCUCUGACCCCGGAAAAGUGCUGCAGGUCAGCCAGGCAAUCCCUAGUGGCACCAACCAGGGCCACCUGAUGAAGUCAGCAACAGUAUUUCCUACUCCAUCAUUGGUGAAAGAAGAUCAGAAAAUAGUUUGUGAAGACCUAGCAGCUGCUGACAGUUCCCUGAGUGGCCAGAUUCUUCAUGCAACAGCCCGUCGGAGCUCCUGUAGCCCUCUGCUCAGCACUGUGGCGCAAGACGCUGUGACUUUGAGGCAGGGUGUGCACCCUAAGGUCCCUGAGCUCUUGGCUCAGCAAUCCGUCCCUGUGCUUCCUUUUGCCCAGCAAUAUUUGAGCACAGUUCCUUCUUCUGGAAAUGCCGCUCAACCCCGGAGCCAUGCUGGCAGCAGUACUGUCUGUGGAUUACUGGGAAGCCAUCCCUACCCUCCUGUUGCAGGGGAGCAGAUGCACAGCUCUGUGGCCCUGGGGAUUUAUCUUGGACAAAAUAUUGGCUCUGGACUGACAGGGUCCUCUUCUCUUUAUGACCUGUAUUCUAACACCUUAGAUCAGAAUCUUCUAAAUACAGCAAACCGUUUGCCUGUGCAAUCUGUUGGUGCAAAUUAUGAGGUUGAACGCUGGGAUUCAGAAGUGAUGUCAGAAUUUGGAAAAGUUAGAGUGCCCGAGGAAUUGAAAUUUCCUAAUGCUUGCUGUGUUGGCAUUGCUUCACAAACUUUACUCAGUUUACUAAACCCCACUGACCACUGGCUGCAAGUCAGCAUUGGAGUUCUCAGUGUUAGUAUUAAUAAUGAAAAGGUGGAUCUUUCCACAUAUCCUUGUUUAGUUUUCAAGAAUAAAGCCAUCAUACGACCUCAUGCCACUGAAGAAAUAAAAAUACUUUUUAUACCAUCUAAAGCUGGAAUUUUCCGAUGUAUAUUUAGUGUUGCCUCUUGGCGGUUUUCAGCAGAUCCUGACACAAUAAUGCAAGCAGAAGCCUUGGCAAGCAGAGUCGUUCUCUCAGCUAUUGCAGAGACCCCUGUAAUUGAGGUAGAAACAGAAAAGAAAGAUGGUCUGGAUUUUGGUGACAUAAUUUAUAGUGCCUGGAAAGCUCUUCCAUUAAAACUGAUAAAUAAGACACAUGCCUCUGUGCCGAUUAGACUUAUUAUUAAUGCAAAUGCCUUAGCCUGGCGCUGCUUCACAUUGUCCAAGGAUCCCAUCCUUGCUUCUCUGAAAGAUGCUCCUUAUGCGGAUGUCCUUGCCCAGCUGGCAACCCCUUCAGUGAUCAAUCUCAUGAUGCCUGCUAGCUCUGAGGGGCAGGAUCCAGAAUUUCUGACAGUAUGGGUUCUUUUUCACAGUCCAAAGAAACAGAUCAAUUCUUCAGAAGUUCUAGACUCAGCAGAAGAGUUCUUGGCAAGUGUUGAUAUAGAAGUUGAUAGCCCAAACCCAACACCAGUUAUUAAAAGUGUUAGACUUCGAGCAAGAACAGGAAUAGCUAGGAUACAUGCUCCGAAAGACUUACAGACUAUGCAUUUGUUUGCCGUUGUGGCUUCCUCAACAAAGCAGCACCUACCUUUGAAAAAUGCUGGGAACAUUGAUGUUUACUUAGAUAUCAAGAUCUCAGAUCAAGAAAGUGAUUUUUCAGUGGAUCCAGAGAAGCUAUUCCUGAAACCUGGAGAAGAAUAUGAUGUUACAGUUUCAUUUGCUCCUAAGGACUUCAAACCCUGUGAGGAAAGGGUCUUGAAGAUAUUUGUGCAGCCCUUUGGACCUCAGUAUGAAGUAGCUUUAAAAGGUGAAGUGAUGUCCUUGGGAACUAAGCCUGCGAUACCAGAGUCUUGCGAUUCAGAUGUUCCAUCCAUUUUAUCCAACAAGCAAUUUCUGGCUUGGGGAGGUGUCCCUCUUGGUAGAACACAGCUUCAGAAAAUGACUUUAAGAAAUAAUUCUGCCUCUACAACCCAGAACUUACGUUUUGUGAUUAGAGGACAAGAUCAAGAUUGCUUCCAGCUUCAUCACACUUUUGGUUCUGAAGAGCGGUUGACCAGUAAUUGUGAGAUCAAAAUUCGCCCGAAGGAGGAUAUUAAUAUUUCUGUGUUAUUUGCACCCACUCGACUAUCCUGUAUGUUGGCUAAACUGGAAAUAAAAAAACUUGGGAUUCAGUCACAACCAGGCAUUAAGUUUACAAUACCUUUGUCUGGCUACGGAGGAACAAGUAAUCUUAUUUUGGAAGAUGUUAAAAAAUUAUCAGACAGCUACAUGAUAACAGUGAAAGAUCUAAUACCUGGCAAAGAAAGUAGGGUUGUUUUUUCUGUUCGUAACACUGGUUCUCGGGCAGCUUUUGUUAAAGCAGUAGGUUUUAAGGAUUCUCAGAAAAGAGUUUUGCUGGAUCCCAAAGUGUUAGGUAUUUUUCCAGAUAAAUUUAUACUCAAGGAAAGAACACAAAAAGAUGUCACUAUAAUAUAUAAUCCUUCAGACAGAGAAUGUAAUUAUAAAACCACAACAGCAAUGUCAACAAUAUACUUCUUUAGUGGAGAUGAAAUUUUAAGGCAGCGAUUUAGAAGAGCACUGUUACACAAACCAGGGAUUCUAGAACAGAUACUUCCAGAAAACAACAUGCUGCUGAACAUUGAUUUUGCUGAAACAUUUGAAGAUGAGUUGCUAGUAACUGAAGUAUAUGAUCUUCCCCAAAGGCCUAAUGACAUCCAACUCUUUUAUGGAAACAUGCAUAAAGUGGUACUUUCAGUAAUUGGAGAAUUCAAAGAUUCCAUUUCUAGCAGAGAAUUUCUCAGGUUUUCCUCCAGAGUUAGUUUAGAAUCUCAAAGUUCUGAGAAACAUGCUGGCAAUGUUUCCUUGGAUGUUUUACCAGUUAAAGGUCCUCAAGGUUUCCCACUCUCUCAAGUUGUUCAGCCUCCUCAGGAUAAGUCUGACUCUGACGAAACAUGGACUGUCCAACCUGAACACCUGAUUUUGGUGGCCUCUUCUUCGUGUGAUCUGGCAAGAACUGGAUAUUUCCAGAUCUUAAAUCAUUCUGGUCGGUUACUGAGAUUUGAGCUGUAUUGGCCGGCACAUUGCCUCAUAGUAACUCCGCAGCAUGGAUUUAUCUCUCCAGAGAGUGCACUACAAAUUCUUGUGAGUCCUAAUUCCUCCGUAUCCACAAACCAGUCAAUGGUUCCAUGGAAUGGUUUGAUCUAUAUACACUGUGACAAUGGACAGAAGAAGAUUGUGAAAGUUCAGAUUCGAGAAGACUUGACCCAAGAAGAACUUGUCACUUGUUUGUCCUCUCCCCCAUUUGGAAUCGUGACCUCAGGAGCUGUUAAUCACCUGACAAAAUUACUGCCAAAACCACCUUCUACAAAAGUUGAAAUACGAAAUAAGAAUGUUACCUUUCCUACCACAGACCCUGGUGACAUUUCAGAAAGUUGUCUGGAACUUGAGAAUUGUGGUAACACAGAAGUGAAGUGGCAUCUGUCGUCUUUAGCUCCACCUUAUGUCAAGGGAAUAGAUGAGAGUGGAGAUGUUUUUAGAGCUACCUAUGCUGCAUUCAUAUGCUCUCCAAUUUCUGGAGUACUAGAAAGCCAUGGUAUCCAAAAGGUCUCCAUCACAUUUUUGCCCAGAAACCAAGGGGAUUAUUCCCAGUUUUGGGAUGUUGAAUGUCAUCCCCUUAAAGAAUCUCACAUGAAACACACCUUGAGAUUUCAGCUUUCUGGACAUGUGAAAAAAUCUGUGUCAAAGCCUGCAAAAUCAUCCAUCUUCAGCAGUAGUCUCAUUAAAAUAGAUAAUUUAGUUUAAACUCUCGAAGACGAGCUGUAUCAGAAACUGUCCGCUGUUAUACCUGGCAGCCAACUUGACUUGACUCACCGUGGAGUUUACGCACCAAAAGAUGUGUAUUGGUUUUUGCCAACUCAAGUUGGGGAAUCAAAGACAUUAAAAGUAAAUUUGCGAAAUAAUUCCUUUAUUACACACGUGCUGAAGUUUUUAAGCCCCAGAGAACCAUUUUAUGUCAAGCAUACAAAAUAUUCUUUGAGAGCCCAGCAUUACAUCAACAUGCCUGUACAGUUCAAACCAAAGGUGGUGGGCAAAUUUGAAGCUUUGCUUGUUAUUCAAACAGAUGAGAGCAAGAGUAUCUCUAUUCGACUCGUUGGCGAAGCUCUUGGAAAAAAUUAA
Messenger RNA from Suncus etruscus (white-toothed pygmy shrew), 9973 nucleotides. It is a transcript of the gene CEP192, whose product is annotated as centrosomal protein 192. Gene Ontology annotation, molecular function: protein kinase binding. The record is from RefSeq and is a predicted model, not a curated record. Gene Ontology annotation, biological process: centrosome-templated microtubule nucleation; mitotic spindle assembly; protein localization to centrosome. NCBI's taxonomy places the organism in Eukaryota, Metazoa, Chordata, Mammalia, Eulipotyphla, Soricidae. Gene Ontology annotation, cellular component: centriole; pericentriolar material; cytoplasm.